Molecule: messenger RNA, 1332 nt
Organism: Heterobilharzia americana
Lineage: Eukaryota; Metazoa; Platyhelminthes; Trematoda; Strigeidida; Schistosomatidae
Source: the annotation of a GenBank genome assembly
AUGGAUGGUUGUAAUCGCUGUGUACCUGUUGAUUCAGCAACUACAGCCGGAGAAGUAUGCCAAUUCUUGGCAGAGAAAUUGAAUCUUAAGGAUUCAUUUGGAUUUUCACUUUUCAUUGAAUUAUUUGAUGAGAUGUCAUCACUUGGCAAUGGGAAAGAUCAUUUAAUGGAUGCAAUAAGUCAAUGUGAAAAUUAUGCAAUACAAAAAGGAACUCUUGAAGAACAUAGAAAAUGGACAUUGUAUUUUCGAAAAGAAAUUUUCUCUCCAUGGCAUGAUUCUGUUAUUGAUAUGAUAUCGACGAGAUUAAUUUACCAACAAGUCAUUCAUGAAAUGUCAUACAAUGAAUAUCAAUGCGAUGAUCAUUUACGAGCUUAUAUAUUAGCGUGUGAGUGGAUAGUAAACAAACUAGAUGAGUUACCUGAGAAAAACUAUUUAUUCACUGAAACACUUAAUGAAUUACAAAUCUGGUUGGAGAAGCGUAAAUUACCACAAACUUCUAAAUGGAUAGAAUUAGUAACUCAAGUAAUCAAAGAAAAUGAAGUUUUAAGAACACAAAGAGAUCCUGAUAUUCUGAGACAAGAAGUUGUUAAUUUAGCAAAAUCUCAAUGGCCUUUGUCUUUUUCGCAAUUUUAUGAAGGUCAUCAGUUCACAGGUCCAGACAUAUUUACUGAUCAUAUUAUAUUGGCAAUAAAUGGAACUGGUUUAUAUAUUAUUAAUCAGGAGCAAAACGUUUUGCGAAAUUUAUCAUAUCCUGAAAUCUAUUGGAUUUCAAGGACUGAUUCUACGCCAUCAGAUUUGUAUUUAUUAACAUUGACUACAGUGAAAGGUGUUGAAUUCACAUUUCUGUGCAAAAAUGCUGAAGAUAUACAAGAUUUAAUCAUGAAUUAUCUUAAUGGUUUAAAACAACGUUCAAAAUAUGCUGUUGCUAUUAGAAAUUCACAAGAACAAUGUGAAAGUUGUACAUCUCUAACGAUGCAACGUGGAGACUUAAUCAUCCUUGAUAGGUAUGCUCAAGAAGGUAAACAAGAAGAUAUCUCUAUGACUAAAGACAUUUCGUUGCACUGUGAGCAUAAAAUAGAUUCACCAUUUCUUCAAGAACAAUUCAUCAAACUUGGAGAUAAAAAUGGCUGGUGUUAUGGUGAGAAUCAGAGAACUCAAAUGAAAGGCAUAUUUCUAGAAAAUCAAGUCUACAUUCUACCAUGUUUAACACAUCCUACAAGUGAAGUGCUGACAAUGUUUAGUCGAAACAAUGAAAAUGAUAACUAUCCAUUCGAUUUAAUUUCAUCACAAAAGGUAUCUGUCAAACCUGAACUUGCUGUUAAACCACAAUGA